Molecule: messenger RNA, 3344 nt
Organism: Oncorhynchus kisutch (coho salmon)
Lineage: Eukaryota; Metazoa; Chordata; Actinopteri; Salmoniformes; Salmonidae
Gene: tbc1d12b
Product: TBC1 domain family, member 12b
Exons: 14
Coding region: 299-3085 (928 amino acids)
Biological process (GO): regulation of GTPase activity
Molecular function (GO): small GTPase binding; GTPase activator activity
Source: RefSeq, a predicted model, not a curated record
UACGUCAUUGGAAUCUCAAAAUGGCUCCUGCUCACCGCCCAAAUGGGGGCGGCUGCCGGUUUUUCUAAUAACAAAAAUUAUACACGACCAGGCGACUGAUAUUCCCCCUUUUCCUGCCGCCGUCGCUCGGAAUAGCAACCGUAUUUUGAUUAUGCGUCAUUCUGUAAGGAGGGAUACUCUCUGAGAUCAUGAUAGGCAUAAUAGCUAGACAAGGAAAAACGGGGAAAGAGCAAGCAAAGCUGAACCAGCCACCACAGCGUUUUUGUUAUGGAGCAGUGGUGUAAGGAAUGUGAAUGACAUGGAAAAGGCAUAUAAUGUCUCUUCUCCACCGGCUUUCUGUGUUGGUGCGAACGAAAAGGGGAACAGCAGCACAUAUGUCACCCAGCCGCUGUCUCACGGUACCGCCGAAGCGGCAGCUCGUAUCUCUAAACAUGUCAGCAGGGACGCAACGGGUUGCAGUGACAGCAGGGAGUUGGGUGAAGCACGAGAGGAUAUUGGCCGUUCCACGGUUUUAGUUACUGACAGUCCAUCCGGUGGCACUGUAAGCAAUUGUGUUAUUCCUGAGCAAGGUUGUGACUCUGCUACAAACGGGUUUACUGUGUCAACAAUGGUAGGCGCCAAGGCAGGGAACUCCUCUGCUGUCGCUGCAGUGAAUCGAGAGGAAAUGGACGGGAAUGCUCUCCAGAGGAUUUCACUGGCAGAGAAGAACAAGGAAUCCUCUGCAGAAGAAGUAGAUGCCUGUCAUCCACCAUUGAACUUUGUGACAGCAGCUGAGACUGUAGAGUCAUUGACACACUCCUGCAAUGGACAGCUUGAACUGAGCUGCACAGCUGCCUCCCGGACUGUUCCAGAGGGGCUCUCGAAUUGGGACACAGACAGUGUUAUUCAGAGCACCCUCAGCAGUGAUGCUGUUAUUAGGCCACCGAUUAACUGGAGUAUGACCCCUGACAAGGAGGCCAAAAUGGCAAAUGGUGGAUUAUUUAUAGGACACAGCAGCGCCAAGUUACACACAGAGACAGUUGUAACAAUUAUUUUGGAUGGAGCUGCAACAUGUCUCUCUAACACACAGUGUGAAAAACCCUCCUCAAUUGCAAUGAGUGCAAGGGAGGGACAUCACGAAUCCUGCAAUAUCAGAGUGGAACCUGAUGGAGCCGGGGCCCAGCCUAGGACACAAGCUAACAUAGCAGGAGAUCUAUCUGGUGGUGCUACAUCCAAUCUCACUUCUCAGGGUUUACCAUCAAGCCCAGCACCAACGAAAGACCCCUGUAGGGUCACUGCUAAACCAGACACCAUUCAGGGAGAGGAACCUUCAGCAUCUGGUCACCUAGGAGAUGAUCUUUCUUCCAGACCCCAUCCUCAGGCGCUCAGGACCAGGACUGUGCCCAACAGUGUGAGCUAUGACUCCACCAUUCUCAGUCCAGGGGAUGAGGAUGGGGAGACCUUCGCGGAGCUGGGGACCCAGGGCCACAGUGACCGCCGAUUCAUGGACGUCAGUCUGAGCUCCAGGAACACCUUUGAGUCCAGCAGACGUCAGUCUGCCCCAGGGGAUAUACCAGAGGGCCUGAGUGUAGUCUCGGCAGACCCCUCAGAACUGGCUUUACAGUCCAAAAGACCCGGCAUUGCUGAGUAUUUUGGCAGGAGUUUAUUUCCCAAGAAGCAGAGAGAGCCGAAGGGUCCGUCUCAGAAUGUUCCUGGUUGGAAGCUGUUUGGGAAGGUUCCCGCUAGAGAGAGCGCUCCCAAGGACUCCAGGACCAUACAGCAGGAGAGUACUCCAGAUGGUCUCACGUCUGUGUCCACACCAAAUCUCUUAAGCGCAGGGGAGUUUGAGGCCAGGGUGGGCAAGGCUGGGCCUGGGGGAACGUCAGCUGGGACAUCCCCUACUCAGCCUCAACAGGGCCGGAGGAAGAACCUGGAGUUUGAGCCACUGUCCACCACAGCUCUUAUACUGGAGGACAGGCCUGCGAACCUUCCUGCCAAGUCUGUGGAGGAGGCCCAGCGUCACCGCCAGGAGUAUGACGAGAUGGUGGCCGAGGCCAAGAAGAGAGAAUUGAAGGAGGCCCAGAGGAAGAGGAAAGAGAUGAAGGAGAGGUUUAAGCAGGAGGAAAGCAUCGCCAACGCCAUGGUGGUCUGGAACAACGACAUCCUGCCCAACUGGGAAAACACGCGUAACACUCGACGGGUGCGAGAGCUCUGGUGGCAGGGCUUGCCCCCCAACGUCCGAGGAAAGGUCUGGAGCCUGGCCAUAGGCAACGAGCUCAACAUCACCCCAGAGCUGUAUGAAAUAUUCCUCUCCAGAGCAAAGGAGAGAUGGAGGAGUUUCAGUGAGACGGGUUCAGAAACAGAGGCUGACGAUGGGGCAUCGCUGGCAGACAGAGAGUCCAGUCUGGACCUGAUCAAGCUGGACAUAUCCCGCACAUUCCCUCCUCUUUUUAUCUUCCAGAAGGGUGGGCCAUAUCAUGAUCUCCUCCACAGUGUGCUGGGGGCCUACACCUGUUACAGACCUGACGUGGGAUAUGUCCAGGGCAUGUCCUUCAUAGCUGCAGUGUUAAUCCUCAACCUGGAGGAAGCUGAUGCCUUCAUCGCAUUCGCUAACCUGCUCAACAAACCCUGUCAGCUGGCCUUUUUCAGAGUGGACCAUGAUCUGAUGCUGAAAUACUUUGCUGCAUUCGAGGUGUUCUUUGAAGAGAACCUCCCAAGACUAUUUAACCACUUCCAGAGCUCCAACCUCACCCCAGAUCUCUAUCUCAUAGACUGGAUCUUCACUCUGUACAGUAAGUCGUUGCCAUUGGACGUGGCGUGUCGCGUGUGGGAUGUGUUCUGUCGUGACGGCGAGGAGUUCCUGUUCCGGACGGGUCUGGGGAUUCUGCGUCUGUAUGAGGACGUGCUCCUACAGUUGGAUUUCAUCCGCAGCGCCCAGUUUCUGACACGCCUCCCUGAGGAUAUAGGCUCAGAUAGGCUGUUCGCCUGCAUUGCGGCCGCGCCCAUGCUCAAUGGAAACAGAAAAUGGUCCCAGGUAUUUCACGCGUUGAUAAAGGACAACAAGGACAUGGACAGGAAUUGCAACCCAGCACUUAAGAGUUUAUGAUUCAGCAGUGGAACAUUUGAAUGAUCAUGUUCCUCUCUUUAAUUGAGAGGCUUUGAUCACCUUAGAUUGGUCAUGGUAAAUGGACCUCAAAGAAUUUCAUACUUGAAGAUGGAGGCCUUGAACACCAUUGGCAAUUUGAUUGAAUUUAGCGUAUUUAUGGUAGUAUAUCAUGAAUAUACAGUACCAGUCAAAAGUUUGGACAGACCUACUCAUUCAAGGGUUUUUCUUUUUUACUAUUAUUGUAGAAUAAUAGUGAAGA